UCAUUCGUUCGCAGUAUCUAGCAGUAUCGGAGCGUCUGCAGUGUCAGCAGGGUGCCUGGAGAAGAAAACUGUGCGAUUUGUCGGCUUUGACUUCUGUCUGGGAUUUCCCUCGCGCGAUUGGGGCGGUGCAAAUGGUCCAGAUGGAAAGAUCUAACAGUAAAGAGUUUCAACGUCGAGUUCUGAGUGUGGCCCCAGUCAUGGAGAAACAUUUAGAUUCAUUAAAGACUGAUUUCAGAACAGAAAUUGAUUCCAACAGGCGUCUUGAAAGUAUAAACACAUUUGACGAACUAAUUGCUGUGCUUGUUAAGAGAAAUUUUAUUGAUGAUAGUGACAUGAAGACUUGGACAAAACUUAACCCAAAGUUUCAGAAAUAUGAACAGAUUUUAUUUCAUGAAGACAAUGGUUUUUCUGUUCGUCCACAAAAUCACCUCAGAGCUCGCCAACAUAUCUGCCUGACAGAUGAUGUUAUUGUUUAUUUGUCAUCACGCAUCACCCAUUCCUGGAGAAAUUUUGGCAGAAAUUUGGGACUUACACAGAAACAUAUUGAUGAAAUUGAGAAGAAAUAUGAUACAGACUACCCUCAAUGUGUUAGAGAGGUUUUGCAAAUUUAUGAGGAGAACCAAGCUUGGAUGUCAAAAUCAAAUGGUAAUCCACUUGAGGAUAUCAUGAAAACAUUUGAAUUGAUAAAUCGUGGCUACUUAAUACCGGAAUUUACAAGAUUAACCGGCUUCAACCAACUCAACCCAAGAUAAUCACAACAACCAGAUUUUAAAGUAUAAGGAGGCAAGGAAACAAAGCGUUCAAUUAUCAACAAUUUUAUAGUAUGUAACUUUAAUCAACGGUAAAUGUUUAUGUACUUCAA
Molecule: messenger RNA, 862 nt
Organism: Frankliniella occidentalis (western flower thrips)
Lineage: Eukaryota; Metazoa; Arthropoda; Insecta; Thysanoptera; Thripidae
Exons: 4
Coding region: 132-752 (206 amino acids)
Biological process (GO): signal transduction
Molecular function (GO): protein binding
Source: RefSeq, a predicted model, not a curated record